CUACUCCAGACUCUAGUCCUUGAAAUCGAGGCAUCUAUGUUCAGCAUGCCGCAUUUGAGAGUCAUUCGCGCCCGGAAAGGCGUUCUCUAUUGCAACGCCCAACGUAACCCAAGCCUUUCCCUCCUACUAUUCCAGAAUGAGCCUCUGCCCGCUGUGCGCCUCCAUCACAUUGUCCAAAACGCGCGGUCCCAACCUCGACCAAAUCCAAACUCAUCAACCUAGCUAUCUGGCGCUGAAGAAGUCCGCCGAGACUGGGUGUCAGCUCUGUGGCUUCUUCUGGGAGGCUCUUGAACAGGGAAUCGGCGCGAAUAGAAAGCGAGGCCUCAAUCGUGCAGCUGUGUCCUUCGUUUCCGAACGCUAUCCGGGCCGGCAAAUCUCACUCGUGGCCUGGGGCGGCCAUGGAACUAGCCUUGACCGCAUACACAUCAUCACCACCGGUGACAUCGCCGAGGACGACGAUGAAAACGCACCGUCGGACCCCAGCAUGCACCCUGAUCAUCAGGUGGCACUUGACGGUGUGGUUGACUUAUACGCAUACCCUGGUAACAAGCAGUUCCUUCCUAUCCUUUCCACAUUAGAUGCUUACACAAGCUAUGCAGGCGAUCCUGCUGCAUGGCACGGUGGGGUAACUGGGAGGCCACUUCCCCUGACCGCGGGCGACUCAGAGGAGGACUUCAAGCUUGCACAAACGUGGCUGCAUAGUUGCCUACAUAAACACUCUACUUGUCCAAAACCUGACCCGGAAACACCACUUCCAACCCGCGUUAUCGAUCUAGGUCCUUCUGAUGCGUCAAUUGAGCCGUAUCUUCUCCAUUCCAACGGGAAGAAAGGCCUAUAUGUUGCCCUAAGUCAUUGCUGGGGCGGCAAAGUUCCGUUAACUACAACCAUCUCGACACUAGAGGAAAGGAUUCGAUCAAUUCCUCUUAGAACUCUGCCUAAGACUUUUCAAGAAGCCGCGAUUGCUACGCGAAGGCUUGGUCUACGCUACCUUUGGAUAGACAGCCUUUGCAUUCUCCAAGACUCCAAAAGGGAUUGGGAGAAGGAGUCAGCAGUCAUGGGGGAUAUCUACGCUUCUAGCUUCUUGACUAUUGCAGCAAGGGGCGCCGUGAAUUCAGCAGAUGGACUCUUUAUCUUAAGGGAACCAGAGCCGCCUUCCUGCCGGUUACCGUAUGCAUGUGGGAAGCAUUCCCUUUCGGGUUCCAUGUACAUCAGGUCACCUGCCUUCCAAACCGAGCGACUCCGCGACACACCCUUAGACACACGUGGUUGGGUCCUCCAAGAGCGGCUCCUAUCGCCCCGAAUUCUCUACUAUGGGCGCCAGCAGCUCUACUGGGAGUGUGCCGAAAGCACAUUUCGCCAGGACGGGAAGGGCGCCGAUGUCACGGCCGGCGACCUACGGACCGCGGAUUUCAAACAAUCUCUGGAUUUUAACGGCCCUUUACCAUUUAACGAAGCAGCAUUUGCACGAACUUACCCUGCUUCUGACCAGGCUAAGGCCAAGAAACAGGCCAGGCUUAUCCAAUGGUACAAUGUUGUUACUGAAUAUUCCCGCCGAGACCUGACCUACCAAUCUGACAAGUUGCCUGCUCUAUCCGGUAUUGCAAAAGCAUUCCAGAAGAACACAGGAUAUACCUAUCUCGCUGGACUAUGGAAGGAGGACUUGAUUGCCGGCAUAGCGUGGUAUAUGCCGCAGCCGAGCAAUGAAGUCACUUCCCUUACGCUGCCGUCGUGGACAUGGGCGCGCUUGAAAGGCAAUGUGCGUUUCUGGAGUGAGGUGCCGGGCCUACCGCUUCGGAUACUCGACGGAUCUUGCGACCUGGUCCGGGUAACGUACACGCUGGCUGGCGGGCUCAAUCCCUAUGGUGACAUCGGAGAUGCUGAGCUGCAGAUCUGUGGUCGGCUUAUUGAGGCCACGUACAGGCCGCCCCAGUCAGCAGAGGAAGAAUUCCCGACAACUGUAUUCGCCAUGGGUGGGGCGUCCAUAGGACGGAUUCUCUUCGAUCUGAAAGCCCCCGGACCGCCGAAGGUGCGCUCCAUUUUCUGUGUCUUGAUUCACGGCGGCGAUCAUUAUGCGGCAGCUUUAGCGUUGGAGCGAGCAGAUGAUGAACAAGCAAGUUACAAGAGAGUCGGAUACAUUUCUGUCACCUCAUCCGGUAGAGCCCCUUUUAUGGACGCAGAGCCUCGAAUCUUAUCAAUCAUAUAGGAGCUGAGAACGCGGCAAACAAGGAUGAGUGAACUCAGAGAAAGAUUUCAGU
Messenger RNA from Trematosphaeria pertusa, 2255 nucleotides. Its product is annotated as HET-domain-containing protein. Bases 137 to 2203 code for a protein of 688 amino acids. The record is from RefSeq and is a predicted model, not a curated record. The transcript has a single exon. Lineage: Eukaryota; Fungi; Ascomycota; Dothideomycetes; Pleosporales; Trematosphaeriaceae.